Messenger RNA from Bipolaris oryzae ATCC 44560, 717 nucleotides. RefSeq lists its product as uncharacterized. The coding region runs from base 1 to 717 and encodes 238 amino acids. The record is from RefSeq and is a predicted model, not a curated record. The transcript has a single exon. NCBI's taxonomy places the organism in Eukaryota, Fungi, Ascomycota, Dothideomycetes, Pleosporales, Pleosporaceae.
AUGAUUGAAACAAAACCGCGCCGCUCUAUCGAGCUGCCAGAUGAGGUGCUGUAUAAAAUAAUCUUCUACACCCUCGGCCACAACGGCAGUGUCAUCCAUGGACGGCACAACGACAUAACAAAGAGCAAGCUUUUUGAGCAGCUCCUCAAUUUGCUCUGCGUCUCGUCGAAAUUCCAUGAUCUCACAAAGUCGGUCUUCUAUGGCAAGAGUAGUUUCAAGUUUCCAAUGGACUUCGAGCGCUGCAUGAGCCUCGUGAACAAACAUGGAAACUCCCUUGGUCCUCUUCUCCCGCCAAGGUGGGCUCUACGCUCCCUCCGAGACAUCACUCUCGAGAUCCCUCUCAUGGACUCACGCCUCGAGCUGCCCAACAUUGCACGUCGCGGCUUCCUUAGUCGUGGCAGUCAUGAGCUUCGCAAAGUCAUCUGGUUCACUUCCGUCGGAGACCUCUACCGCUACUGCCCCGGUGCACGCAUGCUCCGCCUUCUCACCAACAACCUCACGGAGCUUACUGUCAUCAACAUCCACAUAAUCGAAAACUUCCGUAACGAGGACAAGCAUGGGGCAAUUGAUCUAUACCGCGCUGCUGGCUUCAACAUCCGUGCCGGCGAAGUCAACGUGCGCGUCAGCAAUCUCAUCACGCCCGAUUGUCCUCAGAAGCCCUGGUAUCCUGAUUUGAUCAAGGCUCUCAACAUCCAGGAGAGGGUGACCCGCCACUGA